AUGGCAGGCGGCGGCAUUCCCAUGAACGCGCCCGCAGUUCAGGGCGGCUACCUGAAGGGCAAGCAACUCAUCUUCCCUCUCUCGCUGGUCAUCUCGCUCUUCUUCCUCUGGGGCUUCUCCUACGGUCUGCUCGAUGUCCUCAACAAGCACUUCCAGACCGUCCUCGGCAUCACCAAGCUCGAAUCCACUGGUCUUCAGGUCAUGUACUUCGGCGGUGGUUAUCUCUGCUACUCUCCCAUCGCUGCUGAGGUUCUUAAGCGCAAGGGCUACAAGGUCACCAUCCUCAUGGGCUUGGCCCUCUACUCUCUCGGCGCCAUCAUGUUCUGGCCUACCGCUCACUUCACGUCUGCUACGAACGCCAAGGCAUCUUUCGGUGGAUUCUUGGUCUGCACGCUGGUCAUCGCUUGCGGUCUCGCUACCCUCGAGACUGCUGCCAACUCAUACGCUGUUGUCAUUGGUGACCCAGCUUUGGCCUCCGCUCGUCUCCAAUUCUGUCAAUCUUGGAAUGGUGUGGCCAGCUUCAUUGGACCUCUCAUUGCCUCCAAAGCCUUCUUCUCCGGCGCGAACCAGAACAACCUCACCAAUGUUCAAUAUGUCUACCUUGCCGUGUCAUGCGCCGGCAUGGCUGUCGCCGUCCUCUUCUUCUUCGCCAAGCUCCCUGAGGUAGCCGAAGAGACAGGUGGCCGCCGUGGCUCCGUCAUCGAUGACAACACCCUCGAGAUGGCAAUCGGCCACGAUGGCAAGGUCAUAGGCGAUGCUCCCCUCUACAAGCAGUACAACAUGAUCUUCGGCUUCAUCGCCCAGUUCUGCUACGUCGGUGCCCAGGUCACCAUCGCCUCCUUCUUCAUCAACUACGCCACUGAGAACGCCUCGUACACUUCCGCACAGGCCUCGCAGAUGUUGUCCUACGGUCUGAUCGUUUUCACCGUCGGCCGUUUCAUCGCUACCGGUCUGGCCACGAUCUUCGAGUCCAACUUCCUCCUCACCAUCUACUGCUGCUUCGCCAUCGCCUUCAACGCCUACAUUGCCGCUGGACACGGCAAGGCAGCCGUUGGUGUCCUCAUCGCCAUCUUCUUCUUCGAGGCACCAAUGUACCCAACCAUCUUCACCCUCGGAACAGCCAACCUUGGCCGCCACACCCGCCGCGGUGCCGGUAUCCUCGUCAUGGGUGUGUCUGGCGGUGCCGUCUUCCCACCAAUCCAGGGUGCCGUCGCUGAUGCCGCUGGUACACGUAUCUCCUACGUAGUCCCGCUUUGCGGUUUCGUGGUCGUAUUGGUUUAUGUCACCUACCACUGGGCUACCCACGGCUUCAAGAUCAUGCGCCAGAAGGGAGCGACUGUUAUCGCUGCCUCGAUCGAGGGCGGCGCCGUUGGCGGUGUUGUUGAGACUGUCCACUACGAUGAGAAGAAGCUGUCCACUGCCGGCAUCGAAAACAUCCGCCGUGGCAGCAUUGGCAGUGUCACUGGUGUCACUGGUGGAGCCAAGGCUUACUAG
Molecule: messenger RNA, 1494 nt
Organism: Recurvomyces mirabilis
Lineage: Eukaryota; Fungi; Ascomycota; Dothideomycetes; Mycosphaerellales; Teratosphaeriaceae
Exons: 1
Coding region: 1-1494 (497 amino acids)
Biological process (GO): transmembrane transport
Molecular function (GO): transmembrane transporter activity
Source: RefSeq, a predicted model, not a curated record